Messenger RNA from Acanthopagrus latus (yellowfin seabream), 21610 nucleotides. Its product is annotated as IgGFc-binding protein. Gene Ontology annotation, molecular function: protein binding. NCBI's taxonomy places the organism in Eukaryota, Metazoa, Chordata, Actinopteri, Spariformes, Sparidae. The transcript is spliced from 48 exons. The record is from RefSeq and is a predicted model, not a curated record. The coding region runs from base 97 to 21261 and encodes 7054 amino acids.
UUGGUAUCUCCACAGGCAUGCAAGCAUUUUACAAUAUUGUCCUUUUGAUACAAGUGUUCCAUUCAUGUAAAGUGUUUUUCUUGUCUCUGCGCCGAAAUGCAGUUUGUGCUGCUGCUCCAGAUGUUUCUCUUGGGAUUCGGCCUGUCUGGGGCCAGGCCUGGGAGGAAGUUUCUGAUGAUGUUUCCCCCUUAUAAUGAUCCAACAGCGAAUGUUGGCCAUCAAGUAACCAUCACAGCUACUGGUGUUUGGACCUCAGUCACUGUGCAGGUUCUGGAAAGCAGCUUCAUGAGACACAUUUUCCUCGCUGCUAACGAGUCAAAGACGGUUCACCUGCCUGUGUCUGUGAGAAUGACCAGCAGUAACUCCUCCUUCCUCCUCAGUGUGAGGUCUCUACUGCCUAUUACGGCCCUUGCCUCAGUCUGUACCAGUAUAGGUUGUGACCACAGCCUCCUUCAUGAUGUGUCCUCCUGGGGUACCCACUACUAUCCUGUUACUCCUCACUUCCCUAACGAAAGUGUAGUCAGUCAGAUGGUGAUCACGAGUUCAGACCACAACACAUCAGUGGAUAUCUUCCUCUCAGGUGACAUGCUCUUUAAAGGCAAUGUGUACCUCAGAGGUAGUUUCCUGAAGAUGCAUAUUGGGGUGCUGCAGAGUGUUUACCUCCAAAGCAACUCCAGCCUCUCUGGCUCGGAGGUAACCUCCCUAGAAGCUGUCGGCGUCAUGGUUGGUUUUACUUGCUCCAAACACACAACUGGGCACUGCUUGUAUGGAUUUGCUCAGCUGAAACCAGCCUCUGACUGGGGUUUUGAUUACAUUAUCCCUCCCUUGGCAAACACAAGAAUGAGUUCCAGUUUCCUAUUGGCAAUGACUGCUAUUCAAUCUGAAGUGGACAUCACGACCAGCACCGGGCGAAGGAACGUGUCUCUUCUCGGUGGCAUAAUGAAGGUCAUCCCACUUGAGACCUCAGAUAAAAUCCAUAUUACCAGUGACAGUCCUCUUCAGCUCGUUUAUUUUGGACAUGACAAUGCACCCGGUCCUUCAGCACUAACAGUGCUGUUAUCUGUUGAUGAUAUCUGUCAGACUUUACCUAUGCUUUAUUCAGUUGAUAUGAGUGAGCAGCAGGAUGACAGCAGUCAGACAGUGUCUGGUGUUGAAUUCUCCCAGAACUUUACUCAGCUGCCUGAUGAUGCGGAGCCCAGCUCUCCUUACACAGACACAGAUGUGGGAUACUAUCUGAGCACCAUGAACAGACAAACAAAUCCAGCAGUAUGUGAGAAAGCUUCUUGUGUAGACUUGCAGUGUGGUCACAAACAGAAAUGUUCCAUCAAAGAUGGGAAACCACUCUGUUUUCUGAAAACUAAAAUAUGCUCUGCGUGGGGCGAUUCUUAUUACCGCACAUUUGAUGGAAGAGAUUUUGUGCUACAGGGAAACUGUAACUACACUUUAGUUCAAACUACCUGUCCAGGCUUAAAUGCAUUGGUUCCACUGCAGAUUAAUAUAGAAAGAGCAUAUUUGAACAGUGCCAGCAUCUCCACCAUCCACAUGGUGCAGAUAAGCAUCCAGGGCUUCAAUAUCUCCAUACUGAAAGGAGACAAAAAUCAUGUUAGGAUUAAUGGACAGAAGAGGAACCUGCCCCUUACCCUGGGAAACGGGUCUCUGAACCUUUAUCCAAGUGGCUCCAGCGUUGUCUUAGACACCGACAUCGGCCUGGCUCUGCAGUACGACUGGAAGCACCAUCUCCAGGUUGAAGCUGGCCCAGAGCUGCAUGGAGUCCUGUGCGGUUUGUGUGGAAAUGCUAAUCACAGCUCUUCAAAUGGUGUAAUUACAUCUAAUGGCGCUGAUGAGACCCAGACUGUGGAUUUUACCCUCCCAUGGGUAGUGAACACUGACGUAAGCUCCUGUAUUGAGGAUUGUGCCGGUGAUGGUGUCUCGUGCCCAGUGUGCACCCAAAGCCAACCUGGCAUUAAAGGCAGCUCUUUCAUGAAUGGGUGCACUCUACUGCAGAGGAGUGUUGGACCUUUUGCUGAUUGUCACUCAUACAUUGAUCCUGAGCCAUUUGUUCGUAGUUGUGAAAACAACCUAUGUGUGAACGAAGCUGCAUCUACUGUGUGCAAGAUAUUGACGGCCUAUGCCACGAUGUGCCAGAAGGUCGGGGCAAGACUGAAAAACUGGAGAACCAUCGCAAAGUGCACUAUGGCAUGUCCAAUGAACAGCCGCUAUGAGAUCUGUGGCUCUGCCUGCCCUGCCACCUGCGGUAAUCCGGAGUCCCAUCAUAAUUGCUCCCAGCCCUGUGUGGAAUCAUGCCAAUGCAACAGAGGGUAUCUGCUGAGUGAUGGCAAGUGUGUCCCACAUAGCAAGUGCGGUUGUCUCCACCAAGGUUCCUACUAUCUCCCCAAGGAGAAUUUCUGGGUCGACGAACAGUGCCAGAAAGAAUGUGUCUGCCUGCCUAACUCCAAGGCGGUCAUGUGUGGUCAGUCUCAUUGCCAGGAUGGUAAAGUGUGCAAGCUGCUGAAUGGAGUCCUCGGCUGCCACUUGGAUGGGCCUGGGCUGUGCAUAGCCAAAGGAGAUCCUCAUUAUACCACCUUUGAUGGGCGUAACUUUGAUGUCUAUGGCAAUUGUACCUACCUACUCACUUCUUACUGUCCCAGCUGGGGGGACCUAGAAGACUUCAGUGUGGAGGUUCAGAACCAGAUAAGAGAUGCUGCAAAUGUUUCCUUCCGGCGUGUUAAAAUUGUGGUUUCUGGUUAUGCCAUAGAGAUUGCAAGUGAUUGGAGUAACAAGGUUAUGGUUAAUGGCAUGCUAAUGCAUCUGCCAUCUGUGCUGAGCAGAGGCAAAGUGAAGCUCUACAUGGCUGGACUCUCAAAGUGUGUAGAGACCGACUUUGGCCUUGUUGUGACGCACCGCUCUGAUGUUCUGACUGUUCAAAUGCCUCGGAUCUUCUCUGGUCAUCUCUGUGGCUUGUGCGGGAACUUCAAUGCUAAUCCAGAAGAUGAUUUGAUAAUCGACGAUGAAUCUGAUCUCUCUCUGGCUGUUAGACACUGGCAAACCAGCAGUAAACAAGAAUGUGUGGAUGUGCCUUUGCACACGUCAGGUUGCCAUCCCCAAGAUAUUGCUCUUUAUCAGGGGGGGGAUUUCUGUGGACGGCUACUGGAUAGAGAGGGAGCGCUCCAGAGCUGCCACAAAACGGUUGAUCCACAAGAUUUCUAUGACAACUGUGUUCAUGACCUCUGUUACAGUAACCAGACGACCCUGUGUCUGGUUCUGUCCAGCUAUGUCGCUGUAUGUCAAGAAAUGGGAGUUAAAGUGGAUGAAUGGAGAGCUUCUGACUUUUGUGAGCUCUCCUGUCCACAGAACAGUGAAUACCACCUGUGCUCCAGCCACAUGUCUGACUGUGUAGAAAAAACAAGUCCUCUGGCAGUGAAAUGCAAAGAAGGCUGUUUCUGCAAACCUGGGUUUUUUCACAGUGAUGGGGAGUGUGUACCAAACUCUGAGUGUGGCUGCAUUUACAAUGGUAUUUACCAUAAAAUACAUGAGAACUUCUACCCCGAUGAGAAUUGUCAACUGUUCUGUGCCUGUGUAGGCCACAACAGAGUAGAGUGUACAAACCACACAUGUCCAGAUGGAACAAAAUGUGCCAUCCAGGAUGGUCAGAGGGCAUGUCAUGCACCACAACCUGCUAGAUGCACAGUCAUGGGUGGCAGACACUUCAGGAGCUAUGACGGACACAACUUUGACCUUAAUAUGGGAAACUGCCGUUAUGUUCUAUCUCAGAGUUGUGACGAGGAAGAGACUGACCUCACUGUUAUUAUUCAGCAAGGACGACUGCAUUUCAGAAUCCAUGGCGUGAACAUGUCACUGGAGAUGGAGCAUUUGGGGAAAGUAAAGAUUGAUGGUGUUUUAUGGGGUCUUCCUGUCCAGCUGGAUCACAUAGCAAUACUUAAUUCUGGCUCGUUGACCCGUAUGGUUGUUGUUGACACCGGGGUUGUUGUCACAUAUGGUGGGCCUCAUCUGAUCCAAAUCGUGAUCCCUGCCUCCCAUAGAAAAGUGUGCGGCUUGUGUGCAAACAUCAGUUCUGUUCGUACGUACGACCGCACAAAUGGCAGUCUCCCAAAUAACAUUUCCAUCUCUGCAUCUUCCUGGUCACUUUCACCACCUGGAACGAACUGCUCUGAAGAAUGCGAUCACUGUUCAGCGUGCAACUCUACCAUGGCAGCUGAAUUUGCAUCAGAUAACCUCUGUGGCAGUCUGCCCAAUCCUGCAGGAUCCUUUAGUGGAUGCCACUCCACUGUGGACCCAGAGCCUUUCUUUCAGAACUGUGUGAAUGAUUUGUGCAUGUCUAAUGGGAAAGAAGACUUGUUUUGCAGUAGUUUGACAGAGUACACUUUUGCAUGUCAGGAGGCAGGAGCUGAAGUCAGACCAUGGAGGGGUGAGCGGUGCUCGCUCUCAUGCCCCGAAAAUUCUCACUACAAUAUAUGCGUCAGUGCGUGCCCGGAGUCCUGUGGUAUUUUAUCCGAUAUCCCCUGCCCGUGGGCGUGUUAUGAAGGAUGUCAGUGUGACUCUGGUUACAUGCAGCGUGGAAAUGGCUGUGUCAAAGCUGAGCAAUGUGGCUGCUUCUACCAUGGGCACUACUAUGAGAUCGGGGAGAUAUCGUGGGCUGAGGGAUGCUCCGAGCGCUGUAACUGCUCUGCCACUGCCACCAUGUGCUGUAAGCCAGCCUCUUGCCCCGAGGGAGAGGGCUGCACCCUUAACGAUACCUGGGGCUGUACAAGGAAAACUCCUAAUGAUUCUAGAAUCUGUGAACUUGGAGAGACAUGUGGUGUCCAGAGCCAACCUAGGCAAACCCAAUGCUUGGUACUGGGAGGCGCCCAUUUCUACACAUUUGAUGGGAAGGUGUUUGAAUUUCAAGGAAACUGUACCUACACUCUGAUCCAAAUAUUUAAUGAGACCAGCGAGAAUGUGAAAUUUUGGGUUGGGGCACAGAAAGACAGAACCCCAAACAAGGCUUCCUCUCUUCAAGCUAUUCAUGUCAAAGUGGCUUAUGACAGUAUUAAUAUCUACAGAGGGGAAAAAGGCUAUGUUUGGGUAAAUGGCGAGAAAAGGUUUCUACCUGUGACUCUACAGUUUGGACUCGUGAAGAUUCAUCAGGCUGGCAUGUUUGUCAUUGUGGAGACAAGUCUAGGCAUCCAAAUCAAGUAUGACAAAUCUCAUAUUGCCACGAUCAGUCUCCCUAUUAACACAGAAGUCCAGGGUUUGUGUGGGAAUAAUAAUGGCAUCGAAGAAGAUGACCUCAGGACCCCUCAGGGUGAGGCUGUCGAUGCUACCACCUUUGGUUGGAGCUGGAGAGUUCCUGACCCAGAAGCUCUGUGCACUGCAGACUGUGGGGAUGCAUGCCCACACUGCUCCACUGAACAGCUACAGGAGAAAAACGUGGCCCAUCUCUGGAUCUCCCUGCAUGAGUACAUUUGGUUGCCACAAAAUCCAUUCUACUUGUGCCGUGAGGUUGUUAGCUACACUGAAAUCUCCACAGCUGUGAGCAUAUUUGACCUGUGCUCCAGUAAUGACACUCAGAAGACCAUCUGCCUGAUCUUGGAGGCCUACGCUGCCGCCUGCCAAAAUGCCCAGAUUCAGAUCGGAGAGUGGAGGAACAUCACCUCCUGCCCCACGUCCUGCCCACCGAAUAGUCAUUAUAAGUCCUGUGGCACAGCUUGCCCCGCCACCUGUCAGGACCCAUUCGGUUCAAGGCCGUGCACACUGGCGUGUGUGGAGACUUGCCAGUGUGACCCAGGAUUGAUCCUGGAUGGCGACACCUGUGUCCCCUCAUCCCAGUGUGGCUGCACUCACAAUGGUUACAGUUACCACAGCAACCAGACCUUCUGGGCUGAUGAGGGAUGCACCGAACGCUGCGCUUGUGACCCCAACACCCACCAGAUGCAGUGCCAUUCCGAUUCUUGUGGACCAGAUGAACACUGCGGUCUUCAGGAUGGUGUCAGAAGCUGUGUGCCGCACCGCUGGCAGACAUGCAUGCACACGGGUCAUCACGUAGUCACCUUUGACCAGCAUGACUAUGAUUUGCAUGGCACCUGUCAGUACCAGUUAAUGGGCAUGUGUGAACAGCGGCAAGGCCUCGAUGGCAUUGAGGUUUAUAUACAAACAGAUGGACACCUGGAGUCAGCGCUUCAUGUCCUGGUCAACGUGAGUGGUGUGCUUGUAAAGUUAAACAGCAAAAACACUGAGAAUAUAGAGGUGGAAGGUGUCAAGAGGAGCAUGCCCUAUCACUUUGGCCCUGCUGCACUGGCUUUCUCUCUGGGGCUGCACACUUACAUCUACACAAACAGGGGAUUUGAAUUUAGUCUCAGUAGAGAGGGAAUCGUUGCCAUUAAUCUCUCCAGUAAAUAUGCUAAUGCUACUUGUGGCUUGUGUGGCAACUUCAACUCUGAUCCUGCUGAUGACCUCACAGCAAAUGGCACACAGGAGCAUCUGAGCCCUGAGCAGUUUGGAAACGCUUGGAGAAGUGGGCAGAACCCCUGGUGUGUGGAGGGCUGUCUAGGAGGAAGUUGUCCAAAAUGUUCAUCUGAGCGUCUGGCCCGAUUCUCUGACCCGGAGGCUUGCGGGAAGAUUCUGGAAGUUAAUGGACCAUUCAGACACUGUCAUGGCAAAGUGGACCCCUCCAGCUUUUACAAGCGCUGCGUCAGUGACCUGUGUCUUCACGGAGGGCUCCAGCCUGCACUGUGUCACUCCCUGGCAGUGUAUACGGCCGUCUGCCUUACCCACGAGGCUCUAGUUUAUGCCUGGAGGAGCCCUGGAUUCUGCUCCCUGUCAUGUCCCUCCAGUACCAGUUACAACAUGAGUUCUGCUUCUGUUCAUCUCUGCCUCGGCUGGCAGAAUAACACCCUAGAGGUGCCUCAAAACACCGGAGAGAACUGCCUCUGUGAAGCAGGUUUAGUUCACAGUGGCAGCCUCUGUGUCUCUCCAGAAAACUGUGGCUGCUUUCACCGUGGAGAAUACCUCGGGGCAGGACAGGAGGUGUCUACAUGCGAAAAAAGCUGUUUAUGCAAUGCUGGUGGGCACAUGGCUUGCCGUAAUGUCUCCUGUAGAGAGGAUGAGGAGUGUAAGCUUAUUAGAGGUGUUCAAGGUUGCCACCCCAAACCCAAAGUUGCACACUGCUCUGUUGAUGGAUCCCGCUACACCACGUUUGAUGGACAGGCAUUUGAAUUUCACGGUUCAUGUAACUACACCUUGGUGCAGAUGUGCUCUCCAAAGAAACUGGAGCCUGUUUUCAUAGCUGCACAGGGCAACCGUGCUGAGGGUCGACAGAUCUACAUGCAAGUCAAUAAAAUGCAUUUAAAAAUAUCAGCAGCUAUGCCUGGAAAAAUUCAGGUAAAUGGAGUCUAUGAGAACCUGCCAUUCUCACAGAACAACAUCACCGUUCAUCAGAAAAAUGGCUGGAUCAAUAUCAAGACUUCACAGUCAGUUGAACUCAAAUCAGACCUACAAAACCACAUUUGGGUCAUCAUCCCUGACCUCUACCACCAGGCAACCUGUGGCCUAUGCGGGAACUACAAUGACAAUCCUUCAGAUGACCUGCAGCUGCCCAGUGGGACAGUCAUCUCUGAUCCUGACAUCUUUGGGACAUCAUGGAAGUUGUCUGAUACUGAAUUGUCCUGCAAUGACACAUGUGGCAGUUCCUGUGAACUCUGCCGGUCCCCUCUGCCACAGUACACCGCUGAGCUGUACUGUGGCCUUCUCACCCAUCCCACGGGACCAUUUUCCUCUUGUCACCUUUUAGUGUCCCCACAGAAAUACCACUCUGUCUGCAUGAAAGACCUUUGUAUUGCAGAUGGACAGCACUGGGCCCUGUGUGAUGUACUGUGGGCCUAUGAGGCAGCAUGUAAGCAGGCAGUAGGGAUUGUUGACCACUGGAGUAACAUCAUAGGCUGUGUUUAUCAGUGUCCUCAAUUCAGCCACUACAGCCAGUGCGCCAAUGCUUGCUCUUCACUGUGUCCUGAGAUAAGCCAGAUAGUGCAGUGCCCCAGGGACUGUGAGGAUGGUUGCCAGUGUGAUGCUAAACACCUUUAUGAUGGCCAUGCCUGUGUAGCAGCAGAGCAGUGUGGCUGCGAACAGGACGGGAGGAGGUUUGAGGUCUCUGAGAGCAGACUGCUGCAAAACUGUACCAUUAACUGCACCUGUGGGCCUCCUCUCAUCUGUGAGCAGCACUCAUGUCCUGCACUGCACAGUUGUAUAGUUUCAGAUGGAAUCAUGGUUUGCCACAAGGAUGAUCCCUGUCAGGGAAUAUGUGAUGAAACGGAGAAAUGUUACCAGAGAGAUGGUGUGCCUGUAUGCGAAAGCCGUCAGGGUCUGUGUUGGGCCUGGGGAGGCAAGCAUUACCACACAUUCGAUGGAUUCAACUUUAACUUCAAGGGUACAUGUACCUAUCUAAUGGCAGCCAGCAAAGGGGCAGCAUGUGGUCUGACACCCUUUAGUCUCUCCAUAAAGAAUGGCUGCAACAAGAGCAGGGCUAUAGCCUGCACAAAAGCAGUCACUUUGCAAGCUUAUGGGUUCAUCAUCAGGCUCGGGAGUGAAAAUGGCAGCAUACUUGUUAAUGGUCAAGUGGCUAAUAUUCCUGUUAAUCUGUUGCGGGGUAAGAUCAAGGUCUCUCACAAGGGAGGCAAAACUCUACUGAAAACUGAGUUUGGUUUACAUGUAGUCUUUAAUGGGAACUCUGCUGUUCUUGUCAAACUGGACCCACACUACAAGGGCAAAGUCUAUGGGCUGUGUGGCAAUUUCAAUGGUGAACCUAAAGAUGAGUAUCCAGAAGCUAUGCCUGGUUCUCCUCCCAUUAACACAAGUGUGGAGUUCGCUCUGGCCUACCAGCUCUUUGAUGGCGAGAACUGUUUCACUGAGGAUAAACUGGAGGAAGCAAACUUGCCUGCAGAUGAUGUUUCUGGGGUGGCCUCCAGUCAUAAGAAGCGGUGUGCAGUGUUCAGUGAUCAGAGCGGUCCGACGGCACACUGUCAUAAUCGAGUCGACCCUGGUUCCUUCUAUAGAAGUUGCUUAGUCGACCACAUGCUUGAUGGAAGCUCAAACAAUGCUCUUCACCAAGCCAUACAUUCAUAUUCUGUAGUCUGUGAAGAAUCUGAUGUUACCCAUGGUGAAGUGAUGUUUGAUGCACACUGUCCACCAAACAGCCACUACAAGACCUGUGGCUCAGCCUGUCCUCCAUCCUGUGAAUUUAAUUCCACCAACUGUUAUAAGGCCUGUGUGCAGGGCUGCUUCUGUAACCCUGGAUUCAUCAGGAGUCCCACUGGCUGUGUGCGUCCACAUCAGUGCGGCUGCAGAGACUCCAGAGGCAAAUAUCACAGCCUCAAUGCCACUUUCUGGGAGCCAGAAGACUGUGGUCAGCUCUGUGGCUGUGGACCAGUUACUGGAGAGGUCCACUGCCGCCCAGCACGGUGCCCCAGAGGAAUGGUCUGCAAGCAGCUGCAUCACAGGAGGGUGUGUCAGCCUGAAAACCCCCUGAACUGUACCAUCGUUACUGGGCUGCAUUUUACCACCUUUGAUGGUCAUCAUUUUGACUUUAGAGCCAGUUGUGCAUAUUCACUGGUUCAAACAAAGUCCAACCUAACUGGGCAAACACCAUUUAGUGUCACUAUCUCUGAUGCAAGUUGCCGCAAAAGGCUAUUUCAUAGUCUUAACUUAACACUCUCAAUCUAUGGUUUGGAGGUGGCGGUGAGAAAAGACGACCCAGGAAAGGUCUUGUUUGAUGGACUGUAUAAGCCCUUACCUUACUCCCACCAGACAGGCCAUGUUAACGCCCACCGUACACCUUCAUCACUCGUCAUUCACACCGAUGUGGGAUUACAGCUAAUCAUCUACAACAUCGGCACUCUAAUGGUAAUCCUCCCCAGCAGUUACGGCUCUUCUGUCUCUGGUCUCUGUGGGAACGCAAACUCUGACCCUGCUGAUGACCAAAUGAUGCCCGAUGGAGAGCUCGCCCAAAAUAGACUAGAGUUUGCCCACAGCUGGAGGUCUCAAAGAGCUGAGGCCUGUAGGUCUAACUGUUCUUCCAGACUGAAGCGUUGUCCGGCUGAGGCACAGGAGCUUUUUGAAGGCAGUGAUUUUUGUGGGGUGCUGCUAAAUGAACUGGGGCCAUUUGCAGACUGCGCCUCAGUGUUGAGUCCCAAGCAUCACUUCCACAGCUGUGUAGCAGAUUCCUGCUCUUCUAACGGACACUACUCAGCCCUCUGCAGUUCCAUCGCAUCUUAUGCAGCUGCCUGCCAAGCUGCUGGGCUGCCUGUCAGGCAGUGGAGGAGUGACACUUUCUGUGGUAUGUCAUGCCCAAAGAAUAGCCACUAUGAGCUGUGUGGCCCUCGAUGUCCUGUUGUGUGCCUUGGACUGUCCUCUCCAGAAAACUGUAGCGGCGGCUGUGAGGAGGGCUGCCAGUGUGACCCUGGCUACGUCCUGAGCGAUGGCCAGUGUGUGCUGGUUUCUGACUGUGGCUGCAUGCAUGAGGGACACUAUCACCCUGCUGGCCACUUCUACCCUGAGAAAAGCUGCCAAAAGUGUAGCUGUGAAGGAGGAGAAGUGACCUGCAGCCAGGUAGAAAACUGUUCUCUCAAAGACAGCCUUCCCUUGAAGUAUGGGGUUUGCCAAGUGUUUGCUGGCUAUGGCUACAUCACUUUUGAUGGUACUGUUCUGCCUCACCACGGAGCUUGUACUUAUGUAGUGUCAGCCCUCUCCUCUAAAGCUGGUCAUGACUACACUCUGCUACUUAGCUUCACAGAGGAGAGAAAAGGCAUUUUCAGAAUCAGCAGACUGGUGUUCCGUUUGCUGUCAUUUGAGGUGUCCGUGGACCCCGAAACUCUGUGGAAAAUACAAGUAAACGGUGAAGAAUACAGCGUACCUUUCGACAAGGGAGAACUGAAAGCAUACCAAGUUGGAAACAGCCUGGUUAUCGUCACACUAUCUGGGGUGGGAAUUGAUUUUUCUUCGACCCAGUACCUCAGGUUAACUGUACCGCAGGUGUAUGACAGCACAGCUUCAGGCAUCUGUGGGAACUUCAAUGGGGACAAGUAUGAUGACUUGAAGCUGAGAACUGGUAAUCUUACCAAAAGCUUUGCGGAGCUCCUGCACAGCUGGGCCGAGGCUCCCGGACAGCUCUGCACUGACACUUGUGGGAGAGAGUGUGAUGAGUGCAACCUGUCGGCACAUGACAGCCUGGUCUGUGAUAUCGUGCUGAUGAGUAGUACUGAAUUCAACCGUUGCUGGAAUAGUGAUGUGGAUCGCGAUAUUUACCAUCGUAUGUGCAUCAGGGCAGUUUGUUCUGGGGCAGGGGACAUGGCAGCAUGUCUCGCACUGGAGGCAUAUUCUGCAGCCUGCCAGGCUAAGGGAAUAUCAGUCGGACCAUGGAGAGAGAACACUCCUUGUGCUUUCCAGUGUCCUGAACGCAGCAGCCUGGAGGAUUAUGUUGACUCCAGCUCCAACUCGUGCCCCGCUCUGCUCCAGCCUGGUUACUCGGAAAGUGGCUUUUCAGAAGGCUGCCAGUGCCAUUAUGGGAAUGUGUUUGAUGGGGGCGAGUGUGUAUCUUACAGUCAGUGUGGGUGUGUUCUUCAUGGUCGAUAUAUCAAGAUGGAUGGGCAACUGUACACUGAUGACUGCACCCAGAGGUGCUGGUGCCACCCUCUGAGUGGGGUGAUAUGUGAAGAGGCAGGUUGCAGGCCGGGGCAGCAGUGUGCUCUCAGAAAUGGUUUCUGGGGCUGUCAUGACGGAGCUGAAGCUUGUGAGCUCUGGGGCAGCCUCCAAGUCUCCUCACUCGGUGGGCAGCAGCUGGUCUUGGAACCUCAGUUAUCUUAUAGUCUGAUGUCACUCUGUGACGAGGCCAGUGUGCACUGGUUCAACGUGAUCUCUUACCAUGGACCGUGUGAGGGCAGCUCUUCCAGGCUUGUUACUGUGUUUCAUAUCCUCCUGCAUGGAUCAUCAUUUGUUAUAUGGGAUGGCACAGUGAAGAUGAAUGGAAAAUUUGUGUCCCUCCCUCUCACUUUACCGUCAUCGGUGUCCCUGACAUCUGGAGUGAACCAGGAUAAGUCAGAGGUCACCGUGAUCCUGAGGAGAGAUGCUGGGAUGGAGUCAGAGCUGGAGAUUGAAAUUGGUGUUACCAUGUUAACAGUCAAGGUCACUUCCUGGUACUCUGGGAAAUUGUGUGGCCUUUGUGGAGACCUGAAUGACCUCCACCCUCACAGUUCACUGAGGUCAGUGGUUCUCCCCGACUUCCUUGGCUGUGCUUUAUGGGCAGGGAGGGAGUUCGCCCUGUCAUUCAUGCAGAACUAUGUCCCGCACUACGACGGUCCUCACUUUCAGCUGUACAUCACUGCUGUUCAGGCCAAUGCUAAAGUGACGGUGCAAGUGCCUCCCUUGAAGUUCAAGCAAGAGAAGACUCUAAAUGCUGGAGAGACGGUCACCAUCAGUCUCCCCACGAGUGUCGAGAUGUAUGGAAGCCAGAGGUCUCCCAACACGGUGCGCAUUGAAGCCUCAGCAGAUGUGACUGUGACCUCUUUCAACAGCAAACGGUACACAGCAGACACCUCCGUAGUGUAUCCCACCACUGAAUGGGGCACAGAGUAUUUCAUCUUUACACCUCCUGGAUCCCCGUAUGGUACCUAUAAAGAGUUCUCUGUGACGAAUGGAAAAGAGAGCAACAAGGUGGAGAUUUCCCCUCAAGCCAAAAUCUGGUUCCAGCGCCGUAGCUAUGACCGCGGCAGCCGAUUGGUAAUAGAUCUCCAGCCAUAUGAGAGUGUCCAGCUCCAGAGCCCUUAUGAAAUUUCUGGCACCAGAGUUGCCUCCCAGCACCCUGUUGCUGUUGUCACCGGUCACACUUGCACCUGGCGCUUCUCCAAAUGUAAUCAUGUAUAUGAGCAACUACUGCCCGUGAAGAGUUGGGGAUCCAACUUCAUCGUGCCUCCCUUGAGCUUCCAGACCAAAUUCGACAGUGUCUACCUCCUGGCCUCGCAGCCCACCAAAGUCACUCUCAGUAAUGGAGACCGUAAAGAUGUCUUGAGUUUGAACAGGGGAAAGAUUCUGGAGCUCCAAUACCACAAAACUCAAACAUUAACCAUUCAGGCUGACCAUGGAAUCCAGGUCCUCAUGUUCUUUAAUGGUGUAGCACUGGGCGGGCAUGAUAAAUACUAUGACCCUUUCUUAACAACCAUCCUGCCCACACAGCGUUUCUGCUCCUCCUACUCAAUAGAGGCUCUGGAUGGCUUCGAUAACCAAGCCCUGAUUGUAGCACAAACCGGUGCGACGGCAGAGCUGCGUUUAGAUGGCGCAAACCUGCCCAGGGAGGUCCAGUGGAAAAAGGUCCAAGACACAGAUUUCUCGUGGGCGCAGAUGUCCUACAAGAAAACCCCUGGAAAAAAUAGACACACCCUGUCCAGCUCCGGUUCCCCUUUCGCUCUCUAUGCUGUGGGAGUCGGCGAGAUGAAUGGCUAUGGUUCCCUAGGACAAUGCAUACAGCCAGGAGGUGGCUCUUUGUCCUGCAGCAGUAUCACCUGCAGUGCCACCGAGGUGUGUGAGAUGAAGGGUGGGUAUCCCUCCUGUGUCCCCAAACCGGUGAAAAGCAAAUCUGGUACGUGCUGGGCCAUGGGAGAUCCCCACUACCGCACCUUUGACGGGAGACACUAUGACUUCAUGGGUACUUGCACAUACGUCAUCGCUAAAAACUGUGGGAAGGAUGAUCAUCUCCCAGCCUUCGAGGUCCUCGCUCAGAAUGAGAACAGGGGAAGCCUCAGGGUGUCCUAUGUUGCCCUGGUCUCAGUGAAGGUCUAUGGCGUCACCAUUGUUGUAGCUCGGUCUGAGACAGGUCGCGUGAGGGUUGACAAUAAUCUGUGGAGUUUGCCAAUAACCUUGAAGAACAACAAACUGGUUAUGUUCCAGAGCGGUCGUUCUGUGGUCAUUGAGACUGAUUUUGGUCUGACUGUCCAGUAUGACUGGGAACACAAACUUGUGGUCAAACUGUCUGGCAGUUACGCUGGUAAGACUUGUGGUCUCUGUGGCAACUUCAAUGGCAACCCCAAGGAUGAUUUCACUACACCCUCCGGCACCCAGGCAGGUGGAGCGGUGGCCUUCGGGAGCAGCUGGAAGGUGCCAGGGCUGGUGAAAGAUGCCCUGUGCAGAGAUAACUGUGUGGGUGGAUGUGAGCGCUGUGAAAACAACUUGAUGAAAAAAUGGGAGGGUGUUGAGUUUUGCGGGCUCAUCACACUCAUAGAAAAUGGGCCAUUCAGCAAAUGUCAUGGCGUCAUUGACCCACAACCAUACCUGCAGAACUGUAAAUAUGAUGUAUGCAUGGGAGGUGGCCUUCGACAUUUCCUCUGCAGGGCACUGGAGACCUACACUGAGGCCUGCCAGGAAGCUGGGAUCCAGGUCCAAGAUUGGAGGAAGAUGGCACAGUGCCCUGCUAAAUGUCCAGCCAACAGCCACUAUGAACUCUGUGGAAAUGCCUGUCCUGCCACUUGUUCUGACCCCAAAGCUCCUUCCAAAUGCACUCGCCCCUGUGUGGAGACCUGCACCUGUAACGCCGGCUUUGUUUUGAGCGGAAGCGAGUGUGUGCCCGAAGCUCGGUGCGGUUGUACCUACGAGGGUCGAUACGUCCCUGCUUGGGAGUCGUUCUGGGCCGACGAGAAGUGCAAGCGACGGUGUGAAUGUGUUGGUGGAAGCAGACAAGUGCAGUGCAAGGAUAAAAGCUGCGGGGCAGGGCAGGGGUGCAAGGUUGUUGACGGAAGAAUAAAAUGUGAAGCAUACUCCCGCAGCACCUGCCAGGCCACGGGCGACCCGCAUUACAUGACCUUUGACAAGAGGAAGUUUGACUUCCAGGGCACAUGUGUGUACCAACUGGUUGCACUCUGCUCCAAAAACCCGGAGUUGGUUCCGUUUGAAGUGCUAGUGCAGAAUGAUCGCAGGGGCAGCAGGGUGGUGUCAUACACCAAGUUAGUGGAGAUCAAGAUCUACUCUCUCAGCAUUGUUAUUACAAGGACCCACAAGGGCUUGAUUUUGGUGAACAAUGAGCUGGUCAACCUGCCUGCUACCCUGGAUGGAGGGAAGGCAGGAGAGGUAUCUGUGUUUAAGAGUGGCUGGUUCGCGGUGGUCACCACAACCUUCGGCCUCAGAGUCUCCUUUAACUGGAAGUAUGCUGUGUUUGUAACGCUGCCAAGCAACUACCAGGGGGCCGUUUGCGGCCUGUGUGGCAACUACAAUGGCAAUGCCAAGGAUGACCUGAUUCCAAAGAACGGAGACAAACCAGUCUCACCAGUAGAUUUUGGUACCAGCUGGCGAGUGGCUGAAAUCCCAGGCUGUGUGGAAGGCUGUAAAGGGGUGUGUCCUGAUUGUGACAUCACAGAGAAGGUUCGAUACGAAAAGUCAGAUUUCUGUGGUAUGAUGAAAGACCCCAAAGGGCCGUUCCGUGACUGCCACGCUAAGGUGGACCCAGCUAGCUUCUUUGAUGACUGCGUGUAUGAUGUAUGUCUAUAUAAGGGCAGAAAGGAUGUGCUUUGUGAGGCUAUUACAUCAUACACAUCUGCCUGCCAGGAAGCAGGGGCCAAGGUGUACAGCUGGAGGACAAGUCAGUUCUGUGCGAAGAAAUGCGGAGUGCAUAGCCACUAUGAGAUUUGUGAAACUGGUUGUCCUGCCACAUGCAAGAGUCUAUCCUCUUCUAAGAAUUGCAAUACUUUAUGCGAGGAGUCCUGUGCCUGCGACGAGGGGUACAUCCUCAGUGGAGAUAGCUGUGUGCCCUUCUCUCAAUGCGGCUGCCUCUACAAAGACCGCUACUACCGCAUUGGCCAAGUGUUUUACCCCAAUGGACAGUGCCAGGAAGAAUGCAAGUGCACAAAAGACGGAGAGGUCGAGUGCAAGAAGUUCAAAUGCGGCCCAAAUGAGAAGUGUCAAAUACAGGAUGGCGUCCAAAAAUGCCAGCCUGUUGGUAAGGGCAUAUGCCACGCCUCAGGUGACCCCCAUUACCUCUCUUUUGAUGGCCGAACAUUUGAUUUCCAGGGCACCUGCACCUAUACACUCUCCAAGAGCUGCGGGCUGGAAGGCACCCACCUGGUGGCCUUUGCUGUUCAGGUGGAGAAUGUGCAGUGGAAUCAGAUGAGGAGAAAAGUGGUGUCUGUUACCAAGCUGGUUGCCGUGGAGGUCUACGGCUUCACCCUCAUCAUGAGGAACAAUAUGCGUGGAGUCCUGGUAAAUGGAGUGUUUAACUACCUUCCUGUGAAUCUCAAUGAUGGAGCAGUGCAGGUCUUUCAAGAAGGCAUUCGUUAUGUUAUUGCAACAAAUUUCGGCCUGAUUGUCACUUAUGACCUGGUCUAUCAUGUGACAGUCACAGUACCUGGUAAUUACCGUGGUAAGGUCUGUGGCCUGUGUGGCAACUUCAACGGAGACCAAAAAGAUGACUUCCAAUUGCCCAGCCGUCAGCUCACCAAAAAUGUGAAUGCAUUUGGAAAAUCAUGGAAGGUCACCAUCCCCAAUGUGGUGUGUGGAAAUGGCUGCGAAGGGAAUAACUGUCCUAACUGUGACCCAGCUCGCAAGGCUAUCUUUUCAAGGUCCACUUACUGUGGUAUUCUAACAGCACCCAAAGGUCCUUUUGCAGCCUGCCACAGUAAACUGAACCCACAGCCAUACUUUGACGACUGCGUGUUUGAUGUAUGUGCUUCCAAUGGUGAUGGAAAGGUGCUGUGCAACAGCGUAGCAGCCUAUGCCUUCAACUGUCACAUGGCAGGAGUAGACGUCAAAAACUGGAGGACGCCUUCAUUCUGUCCCAUGAAAUGCCCAGCCAACAGUCACUAUGAGGUGUGUGCAGACGCCUGCUCUGCAUCCUGCGAGGGCCUCACAGAGAUCGUCAAGUGCUCCGAGGGCUGCACAGAGGGCUGUGAGUGUAACGCUGGCUUCUUGUUCAAUGGUCAGACAUGUGUUCCAGAGGCUCAGUGCGGCUGCUACGACAACGGAAGAACGUACAAGCCUGGUGAAGUUACGUAUGAUAAAGACUGUGACACAAAGUGCACCUGUAAUCCAGUAAAAGGCCUUGUGUGUGAAAAGUAUUCCUGCCCUAAAAGCACUAAAUGCAUGGUCAAGAAAGGAAUCAGGGCAUGCUACAACACAGAUCCCUGCAAAGAUGCCAACUGUCGGGUCAAGGAGAAGUGCCGUGUCGAGAAGGGUGAAGCUGUGUGCGUCCCUGAGUACACAGGCGUCUGCUGGGCCUGGGGUGAUCCCCACUACCACACAUUUGAUGGUUAUAACUAUGACUUCCAGGGCACCUGCAAGUAUGUUAUCUCCAAGACCUGCGGGAAUGUGGAUGGACUAGUGCCGUUCUCAGUCACUGAGAGGAACGAUAACCGUGGAAACACAGCGGUUUCUUACGUCAGGGAGGUAGAUGUGUCUGUGUAUGGGUACAGUAUCAUCAUCCGCAAGAACCAAGUCGGUCGGGUCACGGUGGACGGGGAGCAGUUGAAUCUUCCUGUGUCCCUGGGUGAGGGUGAGGUGUCAGUGGUUCAGCGUGGUCACUCUGCAGUGGUGGAGACAAGCUUUGGCCUGGUCAUCUCCUACGAUUGGAACUGGAACCUGGUCAUCAGGCUGCCUAGUAGUUACUAUGGCAGCGUCUGUGGUCUGUGCGGCAACUUCAACGGUAACAGUCGCGAUGAGCUCCAGAAUCCAGCCGGCAAAGCUGUCUCCUCAGUGAUCGAAUGGGGCAAGAGCUGGCAAACACCUGAGCAGGACAAGAACCAUCCAUGUUGGGACACGUGUACGAAAAACUGUCCAAACUGUGACGAUAGCCAGUUGAAGCUCUAUAAGACUGAGGCUUUCUGUGGCGCCCUCACAGCCAAGACCAAAGGCGUAUUCCAGAAAUGUCAUGCAAAAUUGGACCCUGAGGCCUUCAUGAACAGCUGUGUGUAUGAUGUGUGUAUGAAUAAGGGAGACAAAAAGAUGCUGUGCCAGGCUUUGGCCUCCUACAGUCAGCAAUGUCGUGAUGAGGGAGUAAUAAUCACGGGCUGGAGGAAGAAGUUUGGCUGCCCGAUGAAUUGUCAGCGUCACAGCCACUAUGAAGACUGUGCAAGCCCAUGCCAGGCAUCCUGCCCAUUCCCAGAGGAGAAGCAGGCCUGUAAAGGUGCCUGUGUGGAGACCUGUGUGUGUGAUAAGGGUUACAUACUCAGCGCUGGUGUCUGCAUCCCUGCUAAAACGUGUGGCUGCUCCUAUGAUGGCCGCUACUACAAGCCAGGCCAGCGCUUUUGGGCUGAUGAGGCUUGUGGACGCCUAUGUGAGUGUGAUACGACCCUGGGCAUGGUGACCUGCCGUGAGGCGUCCUGCUCUUCCAAGGAGAGGUGCACCGUGGUGGAUGGAGAGCGUGCCUGCCGACCCAUUAGUCACGCCACGUGCUCAGCCUCAGGUGACCCGCACUACCGGACUUUUGAUGGCCGUAGGUUUGACUUCCAGGGCACGUGUGUGUAUCAGCUGGUGGGAAUUUGCUCUAAGCAGCCCGGGCUUGUGCCUUUCAAGGUGACUGUGCAGAACGACCACCGGGGAAGCAAGGCUGUGUCCUACACAAGGACUGUCAAGUUCUCCAUAUAUGACAUCACCCUCACCAUCAGCAGAGAAUACCCCUACAGGGUCCUGCUCAAUGGGCAGCUUGCUUCACUACCGCUGGAUUACAAUAAUGAGCUGGUAGUGUCUCUCAGUGGCUGGACAGCUGUAGUGGAGACAGCUGCUGGUAUCACCGUGACCUUUGACUGGCGGAGCACAGUGAGUGUUACUCUGCCCAGCAACUACCAGGACGCAGUCUGCGGCCUGUGUGGCAACUACAACGGAAAAGCUCAGGAUGACCUGACCAUGCGGAACGGCCAGACCGCCAGUGAUGGAGCCAAGCUCGGCGAGAGCUGGCAGGUGGCCCUCGUACCAGGCUGUUCAUCAGUCUGCCAGGGGGCAUGGUGCCAGGCCUGUUCAGACUCCCAGAGGAAAGCGUACGCAGCCCAGAAGCACUGUGGUAUUAUCGCUGACAAGGCAGGGCCUUUCAGAGAUUGUUUCAAGCAUGUGGACCCUGCUCCUUACCUGGAGAACUGUGUGUAUGAUGCCUGUCAUUACCAUGGCCACCAUGGAUCAGUCUGUGAUGCUGUGGGAGUCUAUGCCUCAGCCUGUCAGAGCGCAGGAGUCACCAUCUACUCCUGGAGAAGAGCUGACUUCUGUCCAAUGGAUUGUCCAGCUAACAGUCAUUAUACCCUGUGUGCUACGGGUUGCCCAGCCACCUGUGCCAGUUUAACCUCCCUUGCCACCUGCCACAGGGCGUGUACAGAAGGCUGUGAGUGUGACGAGGGCUAUCUGCUGAGCGGGGAUACCUGCACGCCUGUGAGAAACUGCGGCUGCUCCUACAAUGGCCGCUACUACAGGAGAGGAGAGCGCUUCUACCCUGAAACCGAGUGUCAGGAGGAAUGCGUCUGCGGAGAGAAUGGCGCGGUGUCUUGCCAGAAGGCCAAGUGCCGUAAAGGAGAGACAUGCAAGCUCGUAAAUGGAGUGAAAGGCUGCCACCCUGAGGGGCAGGCCAAGUGUGUGGCUUCCGGUGACCCUCAUUACACUUCCUUUGAUGGACGGAGGUUUGAUUUCCAGGGUACCUGUGUCUAUGUAUUGGCCAAAGUUUGUGAUGAUGACAAAGGCUAUCUGACUCCAUUCACUGUAACUCAGGGGAAUGAGAAGUACGGAAACGGAAAAGUGGCUGUUACCAAGUCGGUUGCAGUGGAAGUCUAUGGAUAUGUCAUUUACAUCCAGCAGAGAGUGCCGUGGAAAGUUAUUGUAGAUGAUGAACUGCUAAACCUUCCUCUCUCCAUGGACAAUGGCCGCCUGAGAGUCACCCAAGAAGGUCGCAAUAUCAUGGUCCGGACAGACUUUGGACUGAUAGUCCUAUAUGACACCGUCUAUUAUGUUGAGGUGAUUGUGCCUUCAACAUACCAGGGUAAAAUGUGUGGUCUUUGCGGCGACUAUGACAAGAAGAACAGCGAUGACUUCAGACUUCCAAGUGGCAAAAUAACAAAAAAUGUCGACGACUUUGGGAAGGCGUGGGUGGUGGACUUGCCAGGGCACGUGUGUGGGGGCUGCGGAGGCCAGUGUCCGGCAUGCGAGCCGGCCAAGGCUACCUUGUACGGAAAACCAGACUCCUGUGGCAUCAUGAGCGCACCAAAUGGGCCAUUCAAAGCCUGCCAUAAAACAAUUGACCCAGCAGCAUAUGUCUCUGAUUGUGUGUUUGAUGUUUGUGCGGCGGGAGGCAAGAAAGACACUCUGUGCGACAGUGUCCAGGCCUACGCUUUGGCGUGCCAGAACUCAGGAGUGAAGCUGGAGCCAUGGAGGAGCAAAUCCUUCUGCCCUGCUUCCUGUCCCCCAAACAGUCACUACGAGGUGUGUGCCAAAACCUGUGAUGAAACAUGCGCCAGCUUCAGUUACCCAAGUACAUGUUCCGAAAGCUGUUUUGAAGGAUGCCAAUGUGAUGCCGGCUUUGUUUCUGACGGCAUCCAAUGCGUGCGCUUGGAAAACUGUGGGUGUGUGCACGCUGGCAGAUAUCUAACGGUGGGCCAGAAAAUGGUGGACAAAGACUGCAAGUCUAAGUGUGAGUGCCAGGCCUCUGGGCUGGUGAAGUGUGAAAAGCUGUCCUGUGCCAGUGGAGAGGUUUGUAGUGUGAGAGACGGGGUCAGGGGCUGCCACGUCAAACAGGGCAAAUGCAGUGUCAGCCACGUCGGCCACCUCACCUCCUUUGAUGGCAUGUCUGGAGCGAUAGGGGCUAAAGGGGCAUUUGAAGUGGCGUCUCUGUGUGACGAGGCGGCUAAGCUGUGGUUCCGUGUGGUUGUGGAUGUCAGGAUCUGCAGUAAAGGUGCAUCUCCUGCUGUUGCAACCGUGUACGUGUACUUCAAGGAAACCAGCAUCGCGGUGAACAGCCAACACGCAACCUGGGUGAAUGGCAGGAAAAUGUCUCUUCCCAUCAAAGUGGCGAGUGACGUAUCUGUCCAAAUCUCUGAGAGGUCUGUGAUCAUCGAGAGGACGUCUGCUGUGCGGGUCACCUACUCAAUUUCACAGGAGGUCACCGUCAUUAUUGACAGUAGCCUGUCUGGUAAAAUGUGUGGUGCCUGUGGCAACUACAAUAACAACUCCAAAGAUGAUAUGAAGACUGCCGAUGGGAAAAUCACCACUGAUGUGUCUGUGAUUGUUGGCUCCUGGAGCGCCGGGGACUUUUCUAGGUGUGGCCUGUAGAGAUGUUGGUCCUGCGGCAACAGAAAGCAUCUGGUGCAAAGGAUGAAGAUGAAUGUGAAGUUAUUCUUGUUUACAGCCAGUCUUGCUCAUCACACUUCAGUACUUCCUCUUGAUUCAUGUAAUGGUUGAGGUUGUUUACAGGCAGUCUGCGCCUCUAUUGUUUGCCUUGGAGUGAUAGAAAAAUGUGGCUCUGUCUUGACCAACAUCUCCACCUAGUGGAGGAGGAAACUAUAGCAACUGCAGCCUCAAGCAACUUUUUACACUGUAUCUGUCCUAUUAUACUUGCCUUGUUUGUAAAAAUGUGUGUUUUACAAAACUGCUCUUUGCUGUUCUGACUAAUAAAUACUUG